GGGACACUCCUCAGGAUGUCGUACCCGCCCCGCAGGUUCAUGUGACGGCCUCCAGCCUUAAUGAGCUCACGUUUCGUCCGCCACUUUGGCAUGGCGGGCGGGUCUAAAGACUACAACACCCAUGAGCCUCGCGGCGCGAAUCGGAACGUGGGGAAUUCAAAGCUGCUCGUCGAUGCAGGCGCUGAAGCUCCUACGAGGAGUCGCCUGACGGAUUCUGUGGGAAACAUUGAUGGGACUUUUACUUUAGGAGCCGGGGAAGCUAGAAAUACACCCCCCCCCCUCUCUCUCUCUCUCUUCGCCGCGCGGUGGCGCACUGUUUGUCCCCGGUGUCGCAGGCGUGGGCUAAUAAUAACGACAAAAACGCCACCAUGUCGGUGCUGUCUCUGGCCGUACUCCUGUUUUUCAGAGGCGCUACCUUUUCUGCAGCAGGCAACUGUGAAGUGUGUGUGAGCUUCUUCCACAGACUGUACGGCAGUCUGACCUCAGCCCACGCCGAGCUCACGCCGGCCCUGGUGGAGGAGCAGCUGGUCCAGGCCUGCGCUGUGGCCCAGGGGAAGGAGGCGAGGCUGUGUUACUACCUCGGAGCCAGUAGUGACGCAGCAACGCGUGUCACAGCAUCGGUGUCCCGACCCCUGGCCUCCCACGUCCCCGUCGAGAAGAUCUGCCAGCGCCUCAGUAGCAGAGACACACAGAUCUGUCAGCUUAGAUAUGAGCCUCGGCUGAAGGACCUGAGCAGCGAUGGGCUAAAAAAGCUGAGAGUGGUGGAGCUGAGGAACAUUUUAGCCUCAUGGGGGGAAGAGUGUCGAGGCUGCCUGGAGAAGCACGAGUUUGUCAGCCUCAUCCAGGAGAAAGCACCGCUGCAUGCUCACAGUAGGGAACUGUGAAGAGGAGUCAGUGCCUCCUCAGCAAAAAGCCAAUACACCUGUGUAGGAACCUACGCAGACUUUACCUAAUUUAUUUCAAUACAAAACUGCCGGCCUUUUGAUUUUUCUGAGUGUGGUGCUGACGGUCACUACACUGCACCGUUUCGUACUGCAAUGCACAACAGUCACGAAGGAGCUGAUACGGGUUCAACACCGGACGGAGGUUUUUCCAAGCUGCUAACAGAUACAUUUAUUUUA
Xiphias gladius (swordfish) is the source of this 1121-nucleotide messenger RNA. It is a transcript of the gene cdnf, whose product is annotated as cerebral dopamine neurotrophic factor. The transcript has 4 exons. NCBI's taxonomy places the organism in Eukaryota, Metazoa, Chordata, Actinopteri, Istiophoriformes, Xiphiidae. Gene Ontology annotation, cellular component: endoplasmic reticulum. The record is from RefSeq and is a predicted model, not a curated record. Gene Ontology annotation, biological process: neuron projection development; dopaminergic neuron differentiation. The coding region runs from base 369 to 884 and encodes 171 amino acids.